AUGGGAAAGCAUAAAGAAUGGAGGAGAAUUGUGAAACGGGAAAGAAGAAGGAGGAUACGCAAACAGUUGGCAAAAGAAAGAGAUUCCGUACCUGAUGGAAAUGACAGUCAAGAUUGGAUAAAAGCACAAGAGGAAUUGGAAGCAUAUAUUUUGGAACAAGUUGAAAUUUCAAACAAGGCAGAAAAUGAAAAGUGGUUGGCAGCCGAAGCAGUAGCUUUAAAACAGUGGCAGGAACUUCAAAUCAAAAAGGAAAUAUUGCUUAAAAAACAACUAGAAUUACAAGCUAAACUACAACAGGAAUGGGAGAUGGAAAAAGAGAGAAAAGAGAAGGAAGCUCAACGUCUCAAAGAAUUAGAAGAAGAAAAUGUUAAGAGACAGGAAGAGUUCAUGAAAAACUUGGAAGAAUUCCUAAAUGGUGAUUGUAAGGAUCCUCCACAAGAGCUGCUCACAUUGUAUGAAAGUCGACCUAAUUGUGACCCAUGUCCAUUUUAUGCUAAAACUGCAUGUUGCCGCUUUGGAGAUGAAUGUUCUAGAAACCACAAAUAUCCAGGUAUCAGUAAGAUACUCCUAGCUCCAAAUCUUUUUGGACACUUUGGGUUGGAGAAUUCAAAUUUUAAUGAAUAUGAUACGGAUAUUAUGUUAGAAUACGAAGAUAGUGAUACUUACAAGGACUUCAAAGAGUUCUUUUUUGACAUAUUACCAGAAUUUCAAAAAUUUGGCCAGGUUGUUGGAAUUAAAGUUUGCAAAAACGUUGAAAAGCAUCUCCGAGGCAACACAUAUAUCGAGUACUCCGACAUUCGUAGCGCAGUUUCAGCUUACAGAGCCCUCCAUACAAGAUGGUAUGGAGGAAAACAACUUUCAUUACAAUUUUGUAGACUGUUGUCAUGGAGUAGUGCAAUAUGUGGUUUACAAGUGACUGGACGAUGUCCGAAAGGCAGAGCAUGUAAUUUUCUGCAUGUUUUUAAAAAUCCUGUAGAUUUACAUGCAGACUAUAAAAAACGUUAUUCAAAAAGGCAACAACACACAUCCUCACGUUCUUGGAGAUGGUCAGAAUCGCCUGAAAGAGAAAGUCCAACCCCAAGAAGUAAAAGAAAAGACGACGGUCAUUCCAAAAGUAGAGAAAGAAGACACUAUCAAUAUCGGUCACCUAGAGCGAGAUCACAUCGAUAUAGGGAUUGA
Molecule: messenger RNA, 1179 nt
Organism: Danaus chrysippus (African queen)
Lineage: Eukaryota; Metazoa; Arthropoda; Insecta; Lepidoptera; Nymphalidae
Source: the annotation of a GenBank genome assembly